Molecule: messenger RNA, 258 nt
Organism: Fonsecaea pedrosoi CBS 271.37
Lineage: Eukaryota; Fungi; Ascomycota; Eurotiomycetes; Chaetothyriales; Herpotrichiellaceae
Exons: 1
Coding region: 1-258 (85 amino acids)
Biological process (GO): mRNA splicing, via spliceosome
Cellular component (GO): precatalytic spliceosome; U2 snRNP
Source: RefSeq, a predicted model, not a curated record
AUGGCCGAUAAACUGCGCACUCUCCAACAACUCGAAUCUCUCCAGGCCAAAUACGUGGGCACGGGUCACGCCGACACCACCCGCUACGAAUGGAGCCAGAACAUCGUCCGGGACUCCCUCGCCAGUUAUGUCGGUCACCCUCCUCUGCUUGCCUACAUGGCCCUCGGAUUAGGAGAGAACAAGGAGAUCGUGAGAGGACAGAUGAUUGAAAAGAUGAUCAGGGCAAGCGGACCGCCACCACAAAGAGAAGACGACUGA